Molecule: messenger RNA, 2615 nt
Organism: Selaginella moellendorffii
Lineage: Eukaryota; Viridiplantae; Streptophyta; Lycopodiopsida; Selaginellales; Selaginellaceae
Product: DNA replication licensing factor MCM4
Exons: 19
Coding region: 30-2516 (828 amino acids)
Biological process (GO): double-strand break repair via break-induced replication; DNA replication; mitotic DNA replication initiation
Cellular component (GO): MCM complex; nucleus
Molecular function (GO): single-stranded DNA helicase activity; single-stranded DNA binding; ATP binding
Source: RefSeq, a predicted model, not a curated record
ACUAGGGUUUUAGGGGAGCAGCGGCGUCUAUGGCGGAACCAUCGUCGCCUCUGGUCUUUCCUGAAUCCCCAGGCCUGUCCGAUCGGGUUCCGGCCACUCCAGUGUCGGCGGCGCGCAAUGGCUCGGCGCGCCGGCCGCGUCAAUCGCCGAGCGCUGGAUCAUCGGGUCACAGCACGCCGAUCCUCCCCGGAACCCCAGGUUUCGGCAAUAGAACGCCAAAUUAUUUUAAGUUUACUGGAGGCCGUGCAAGAGAAGCCGAGCCACAAGCCGAAGGGGCCCCAGUUGAGGAUCCGGGAUCGAAAACUUAUGUCUGGGGUACCAACAUUAGCAUCGACGAUACCCGCGAAGCUAUGCAUUUAUUUUUUGAAAGAUUUCGUGAAAGCCCAGAGGCUGUGGAGGCCAAGUAUAUCCAGCUUUUAGAUCAGGUUAUCGAACUAGAAGGACGCUCGCUAAAUAUUGAUGCUCAGAAUAUAUUUGCCUACAACGAGGAGCUCUACUCUCAAGUUGUCCGUUAUCCGCUUGAGGUUAUUCCGCUUUUUGAUAUGGUUGUGGGAGACAUAGCUAGAGAACGUAGGCCGGACUGGAACAAUCAUAUUCAGGCAAGAAUAUUUAAUUUGAAACUGAGCACAAAUCUUCGGGAUCUAAAUCCCUCCGAUAUUGAAAAGCUCGUUUCCGUGAAGGGAAUGAUCAUAAGGUGCAGCUCAGUUAUACCAGAGAUAAAGGAAGCAUUUUUUCAAUGUCUCAUGUGCGGCCAUUUUCCUGAAGUGACACCGGUUGAUCGAGGUCGUGUAAACGAGCCGUCCAAAUGCGCGAAUCCUGCGUGCUCUGCCGUGAACUCCAUGACAAUGAUUCAUAAUCGCUGCACCUUCACAGACAAGCAGAUUGUAAGACUACAAGAAACACCAGAUGCUAUUCCUGAAGGGGAAACUCCUCACACAGUUAGUCUUCUUAUGCAUGACAAGUUAGUCGAUGCUGCGAAACCAGGUGAUCGUGUGGAGGUGACUGGUGUCUUUAGAGCCAUGGCAGUGCGCGUUGGACCAAAUCAACGGACUCUAAAGUCUCUAUACAAGACCUACAUUGAUUGCCUUCAUGUGAAAAAGGCAGAUAAAUCGCGUAUGCAGAUGCAUGGUGGAGUUGAGUUUGAUAAUAAUGAGAUUUUCCUAGAGACAGAUACCUCUCCGGCUGUCUAUGAAGCCAAGAUUAACAAGCUCAAGGAACUUUCGAAGCUUCCUGAUAUCUAUCAAAAGCUUACGAGGUCCCUUGCUCCCAGCAUAUGGGAGUUGGAAGACAUAAAGAAGGGUCUUCUUUGCCAGCUGUUUGGCGGUUCUACGAAAAAGCUUUCGUCAGGAGCUUCGUUUCGUGGUGACAUAAACGUCCUCCUUGUUGGAGACCCAGGGACCAGCAAAUCUCAGCUCCUUCAGUAUGUGCAUAAGAUUGCUCCUCGUGGAAUUUAUACGAGCGGUAGAGGUAGUUCUGCGGUUGGUCUUACAGCAUAUGUUACCAAAGAUCCUGAAACUCGAGAAACUGUUCUAGAAAGUGGUGCUCUGGUUCUGAGUGAUCAAGGAAUCUGCUGCAUAGAUGAAUUUGAUAAGAUGUCUGAAAACGCGAGAAGCAUGCUCCACGAGGUUAUGGAACAACAAACUGUGUCUGUUGCUAAGGCUGGAAUAAUCGCCACUCUAAAUGCUCGGACAUCAGUUCUAGCUUGUGCCAAUCCCAGUGGGUCUCGCUAUAAUGCACGACUGUCUGUCAUUGACAACAUCCAGCUUCCUCCAACCUUAUUAUCCAGGUUCGAUCUUAUAUAUUUGGUAUUGGAUAAGCCGGAUGAACAGACAGACCGGCGAUUAGCCAGGCACCUGGUUGCUUUGCACUACGAGGAUCCGGAGGUAAGGCUACGUGUCUUCCAUCAUUCGUGUUUAAUCAAAGUUGUGGUUCAGGUUGAAUUGCUCGAAGCACUAGACUUGCCUACAAUAGCUGCAUAUAUCACGUAUGCUAGGCAGCGUAUACACCCAAAAUUGUCCAAUGAGGCUGCAGAACGUCUGAUUGAGGGAUAUGUGAACAUGAGAAGACGAGGAAACUUUCCUGGAAGUCGCAAGAAGGUAAUAACAGCCACACCUCGUCAGCUCGAAAGUCUCAUUCGAAUAAGUGAAGCUCUUGCACGAAUGCGCUUUUCUGAAACGGUUGACGAGUGCGACACGGUCGAAGCAUUGAGAUUGUUGGACGUAGCAUUACAGCAAUCGGCUACUGAUCAUUCCACAGGAAUUAUUGACAUGGACCUCAUCACAACGGGAGUUUCCGCCAGUGAACGCACAAGGCGCGAGAACGUCGUCUCUUCUGUAAAAGUGUUCAUCAUGGACAGAAUUCAAGCAGGAGCGAGCUUACGAAUAACAGAGUUAUUUGAAGACAUUCGAGCGAAUGUCAACCAGGAGAUGAGCUUACAAGAUCUCAAAACUGCGUUGAAUACGCUUAUGACAGAAGGAUUUGUUUCAGUUCUAGGGGAUAACGUGGCCAGAAGCUGAAUGCCCUUGUAAGAUUGAUUUAUUGACAUGUUUUGGCUGGUUGUUCUAGGAUCGCUUGCUGUUACUUCGAAGAAAUUCAUCAUAAGUUUGCGACGUGAA